Messenger RNA from Eimeria maxima, 1767 nucleotides. Its product is annotated as transmembrane protein, putative. The transcript is spliced from 3 exons. The record is from RefSeq and is a predicted model, not a curated record. Lineage: Eukaryota; Apicomplexa; Conoidasida; Eucoccidiorida; Eimeriidae. Gene Ontology annotation, molecular function: metal ion transmembrane transporter activity. Bases 1 to 1767 code for a protein of 588 amino acids.
AUGAGGGAGAGCAUAUACUGGCGGCCUACAAGGCCGUCAAUGCCCGGUGGUGUUUCUCGCUUCUUGCUGUUGCUGCAGGCGCAUCAUCUGUUGAUGAUGCUGUCGCUUUCAUGGUGGGAGGGAGGACCCCUGGCCCCUCUCUCUGCAUCGGCUCAUAUUCAUGUUGCCCCUGAGUACUUCCAUCGUUGCGACUCAAUACAGUCUUCAGCAGUAAUGCUGACCGGGGGAGCCUGGCUGCUGCAGGGGCUGGGCGCCUCCUCUCCGCUUUGCAGGGGCCGCCUGGGGACCUUCUUGGGCUGCGGGGUGUACACACAGAUGAUGCAUCAAUCGGGCAUAGAACGCCGAAGGCUAGAGGCCCUCGAAGAAGGCAGCAAGCCCGAUUCCGAACCCCAACUGACGGCAUUCUUUCAGAAGCUUUUCGGAUGGGGGGGACCUGACGACCAUGCGGGAAAGGGCAGUGAAGCAGAUGCUGCACCAGCUGCAGCAACGGAACACUUCAGCAAGAGGGGCACCGGAGGCCCGCGCAUUGUCAAGGUGCGCAAGGGGGCCCCGCAGGCCAAGGGGUGGAGGCAGCACGCGGGAAUCGCAGUUCCACAGCCCCCCACCACAAAAGAGCAGCAGCAGCAGGAGAAACAGCAGCCUCGACAGGAAGAGGGUGUCUUUUCUUUUUUCUGGCAGUUCGUGAAUUCCGUUGCUUCGAGCUCUUCUUUAGUUGCUGCUACAGAGUUGGGGGAUCGAACAUUCUUCCUGGCGGCGUUGUUGGCUCUGCGCUACAGUCGGUUGCUGGUGUUUGGCGCUACAUGCGCUGCUUUAUUUUUGGCAUCAGCAGUUUCUUCUGCUGCGGGCUACUGCCUGCAGCACGCUGCUUCUAUCCCUCUAAUUCCCUCCCCCAUCAGGGCUCUUCUGCGGGGAGGCGCAAUCGUGGGGUUCGCCUCCGCUGCUGCGCUGCUGCUGUUCGGCCUUUGGCACCUUUAUAAGGCCAGGGCAGCCCUACUUGCUCACAGGACGCCCCUCAGGGGCUCGUCCUCCCAUAGGGUCUCCCUGCAAGGCCCUUCGCAGCGGGUACCCCAGGGGGCCCUUGACUCGCCAGGAGUGCCCCUUGAGGCUGUGCCGCCUACAACAGCUGCUGCAGAAGGGAUCAUCUCAGCAGAAGAGAGAUGCAGCGGCGGCAGCAGGGAAGAGACGAGCACCUUCACCCCGGGAGCCCCCAAGGGAGGGGGCCCUGACGACGCCUCUGUUUCCACGCGACUCUCACCGGCUGACGACUUUGGAGAGGGGGAGGAAAUAUGCGAACAGCUGGAAGAAGCGCAAGAAGACGUUGAUAGACUCUUUGUAGGGAAGGACAGUGCUGCUGCCGCUACCUGUGCCGUUGCUGCUUUCCCUUCUGUCGAGGUGUUGCGCGGGGUGAACGAGAGUCUUUCUUUUCUGAGGAAUGCUGCCCCUGCUGAUGCUGCCGCUGCUGUUGCUCAGUACACGCGUUUGGGGUUGGCACCGGAGUCUUGGUCGGUGUUACGGGAGGUAUUUUUUGUGAUCCUUGUGGCGGAGUGGGGUGACAAGUCGAUGUUCACCACCGUCUCCCUUGCCGCUGCACAGAACGCCUGGGGAGUCUUCGUUGGAAGUUGUAUAGGACACGCGUUAGUGACUGCAGCAGGGGUGAUGGGGGGAUUGCUGCUGCAGCGGUGGGUGAACGAAUUCACUCUCAACCUCGCAGCGGGCAUCAUUAUGAUUGCCGUCGGCAUUGGAACUGCUUUGGACGCAGCGCUAUAG